Messenger RNA from Exophiala bonariae, 1377 nucleotides. RefSeq lists its product as uncharacterized. Gene Ontology annotation, molecular function: adenylosuccinate synthase activity; GTP binding. Bases 1 to 1377 code for a protein of 458 amino acids. The transcript has a single exon. The record is from RefSeq and is a predicted model, not a curated record. Gene Ontology annotation, cellular component: cytoplasm. Gene Ontology annotation, biological process: 'de novo' AMP biosynthetic process; IMP metabolic process. Lineage: Eukaryota; Fungi; Ascomycota; Eurotiomycetes; Chaetothyriales; Herpotrichiellaceae.
AUGCCUGUCACUCUCGUCCUCGGCUCCCAAUGGGGCGAUGAGGGCAAAGGCAAGCUCGUCGACAUCCUCGCGUCGUCAGCGUCAAUGGUGGCCCGAGCUGCAGGCGGCAACAACGCAGGACACACCAUUGUCGUCAACGACGUGACUUACGACUUCCACAUCCUGCCCUCCGGCCUGAUCAACCCCUCGUGUCAGCUCAACCUGAUCGGCACAGGCUGCGUCGUACACAUCCCGAGCUUCUUCAAGGAGCUCGGCGCCCUCGAAGCCAAAGGCCUGCAGGGCGUGCGCGACCGCAUCCUUAUCUCCGACCGCGCCCAAGUCUGCUUCGAUCUGCACAGCGUCGUCGACGGCAUCGCCGAAGACUCGCACAAGAACAUCGAGGGCGGCAAGGGCGUCAUCGGCACCACACGCAAGGGAAUUGGUCCAUGCUACAGCGACAAGGUUGCCCGCCGUGGCGUCACGUUCUGGAUGUUGGUCAACGAGGAGCAGCGCUGGGUGCAACGCCUCCGCGACCUGGAAGCCAGCUAUCGUAAGCUGUACGGUGACGCUGCGCUGCAAGGCUACAGCGUCGAGGACGAGAUCAAGAAACUACAAGGCUUCCGCGAAGAACUACAGCGAUAUGUCGUCGACCAGACCCCAUUGCUCGCGCAAGCCGUCGGCAACAGAAGCAUCAUCACAGCCAACGGCAGCGCCGCAGCGCAAACCCAAUCGCCCAACAUCCUCAUCGAAGGCGCCAACGCACUCCUCCUCGACGUCGACCACGGCACCUACCCAUACGUGACCUCGAGCAACACCGGGCUCGGCGGCGUCUUCACCGGCCUCGCGGGCCUCAGCCCACAAGCGCUCUCCGCACCGGGCUCCAACAUCGUCGGCGUCGUCAAAGCAUACACGACACGCGUCGGCUCCGGCCCAUUUCCCACCGAACUUGACGCCUCCAUCUCACCCGUCGACGCCGACUACGGCGAACGCCUGCAACGCAUCGGCCGCGAAUUCGGCGUCACGACUGGCCGCAAGCGCCGCUGCGGCUGGUUCGACCUGGUGCUGGUGCGCUAUUCGGCGGCCGUCAACUGCUACACGCAGCUGAACGUCACGAAGCUCGACGUGCUCGACGACUUCGAGGAGAUCCGCGUCGCCACCGGCUACCGCGUCAACGGCGAGCUGCUACCCAGCUUCCCCGCCGAUCUCGACGCCAUGGACAAGCUCCAAAUCGAGUACAAGACCUUCCCUGGCUGGCGCACCCAGACCACCGGCGUUAAGACCUUCGAGGCUCUGCCCGUCCAGGCCAGGGAGUAUGUCGAGUACAUUGAGCGCGAGGUCGGCAUCCCUGUCAAGUGGAUUGGCACGGGCCCCAGACGCGAUGAUAUGAUUGUGCGAUGA